This is a messenger RNA of Uncinocarpus reesii 1704, 798 nucleotides long. RefSeq lists its product as uncharacterized. The record is from RefSeq and is a predicted model, not a curated record. Gene Ontology annotation, cellular component: ribosome. The coding region runs from base 1 to 798 and encodes 265 amino acids. The transcript has a single exon. Gene Ontology annotation, biological process: translation. NCBI's taxonomy places the organism in Eukaryota, Fungi, Ascomycota, Eurotiomycetes, Onygenales, Onygenaceae. Gene Ontology annotation, molecular function: structural constituent of ribosome.
AUGAAUACCAGAGCAUUACUCCGCUUAUCGCGGCCUUCCAUCCUACCCGUCCCAUCCCCGCUCCUCGCAACAGCAUGUCUGAGCAGCAGAAUACCACAAUACUUUAACAUCCCACGACUCAAUGCGUCUUUAACGACAGAUGCCUCCUCAACCUCCUCCCCCUCCUCCUCAUCCGCGCCCUCCUCUUCCAAUCCACCACCAUCCACCGCAAACCAACAACCACCAAUCCCACCCACCGUCACCGCCCCCUCCUUCAGCCCCAAACCAACCUCCCACAAACUCGGCACCGUCAUCUCCGCCGGCAAAAUGGACAAGGUCGUCACCGUCCUCUACACCGACCGCGUCUGGGACAAGCACGUCCGCAAAUACUGGCCGAAGAAGACGACCUUCCGCGUCUGCGAUCCGCGCAACUCUUUGCGCGAAGGCGACGUGAUCGAGUUCUCGUCCGGCUACCGAUCAAGCAAGACCGUGCGCCACGUGGUGGAGAAGAUUAUAUCGCCGUUUGGUGUGCGGAUCGACGAGCGGCCGCCCAUCAUGAGCCCCCAGGAGAGGGCGGAGGAGAAGAUAUUGAAUAGUAAGACGGGGAACAAGGUCCAGCGGUUGGGAAAGAUUAAGAUGAGGGUUCUGCAGAGGCUGGCGGAUGAGGGGAUGGUUCCUGAGGAUACUGCUGAGAAAAUUAGAGCGGAGGUUAAGAUGAGUCUGGAAACUUGGAAACGGUCUCGGAAAAAUCAGGUGAAGAGAACUGAUGAGGAGUUGAAGAGGUUGGAAGAGCUGAAAUGGGAGCCUGUGAGGGCUUAA